Salvelinus fontinalis (brook trout) is the source of this 3379-nucleotide messenger RNA. RefSeq names its product calcium channel, voltage-dependent, alpha 2/delta subunit 3a (gene cacna2d3a). Gene Ontology annotation, molecular function: voltage-gated calcium channel activity. The coding region runs from base 16 to 3147 and encodes 1043 amino acids. NCBI's taxonomy places the organism in Eukaryota, Metazoa, Chordata, Actinopteri, Salmoniformes, Salmonidae. The record is from RefSeq and is a predicted model, not a curated record. Gene Ontology annotation, cellular component: voltage-gated calcium channel complex. The transcript is spliced from 36 exons.
GUAUAAUGAGGUCGUAUGUGUGUGUACGUGUGUUUCUUACAGAAGUAUAAGGAGUUUGAGCGAGCGGUGCGUGUAGAAGAGAUAGAUGGAUUGAGGUUGGUGAAGAAGCUGGCUGAGAACAUGGAGGAGAUGUUCCACAAGAAGUCUGAAGCCAUGAAGCGUCUGGUGGAGGCAGCAGAGGAGGCCCACCUGCAGCAUGAAGAUGACCCAGACCUACAGUAUGAGUAUUUCAACGCAGUAUUAAUUAAUGAGGUGGAUGAGGAAGGUAACAGUAUGGAGCUGGGAGGAGACUUCCUUCUGCAACCCAACGACCACUUCAACAACCUGUCUGUCAACCUCAGCCUCAGUGUGGUGCAGGUGCCCACCAACAUGUACAACAAAGACUCAGCUAUAGUAAAUGGAGUUUACUGGUCUGAAGCCUUGAAUAAAGUGUUUGUGGAUAACUUUGAGAGGGACCCAUCCCUCAUAUGGCAGUACUUUGGCAGUGCCAAGGGCUUCUUCAGGCAGUACCCAGGGAUCAAAUGGAGACCAGAUGAACAUGGAGUCAUUGCUUUCGACUGUCGCAACCGCAAAUGGUACAUCCAGGCAGCCACAUCUCCUAAGGAUGUAGUGAUCUUGGUGGAUGUGAGUGGCAGUAUGAAGGGCCUGAGGCUGACCAUUGCCAGACAGACCGUCUCUUCCAUACUGGACACACUGGGGGACGACGACUUCUUCAAUGUCAUUGCUUACAACGACGAGGUACACUAUGUAGAGCCAUGCCUGAAUGGAACUCUGGUCCAAGCUGACGUCACCAACAAAGACCAUUUCCGGAUGAAUCUGGAUAAGCUGUUAGCUAAAGGCAUCGGCAUGCUGGACGUAGGUCUCACUGAAGCCUUCGAGGUCCUCAAUGAUUUUAACCAGACAGGUCGAGGCAGUGUGUGUAGUCAGGCCAUCAUGUUGGUGACCGAUGGGGCAGUUGAUACUUAUGACUCUGUGUUCGCCAAGUACAACUGGCCCGACAGAAAGGUCCGGAUAUUCCCCUACCUGAUUGGUCGAGAGUCAGCCUUCGCAGAUAACCUGAAAUGGAUGGCCUGCGCCAAUAAAGGUUACUUCACUCAGAUUUCCACUCUGGCUGAUGUACAGGAGAAUGUGAUGGAGUAUUUGCAUGUGCUCAGUCGGCCCAAAGUCAUUGCCCAAGAGCACGAUACGGUGUGGACCGAGGCCUACAUUGACAGCACCGUGAGUGGACACCGCUCCCCCAUCUCUCACAUGCUCCCUCAGGCUCAAAAGUUGGAGGAUAGUCAGGGUCCUAUUUUGAUGACCACUGUGGCCAUGCCUGUGUUCAGCACCAAGAAUGAGACGAGGAAUAGAGGCAUCCUGCUAGGUGUGGUUGGUACUGAUGUCCCUGUCUCUGAGCUCCUCAAAACCAUCCCAAAAUAUAAGCUGGGCAUCCAUGGUUACGCGUUCGCCAUAACUAACAACGGGUACAUUCUGACCCACCCUGACCUCAGACCGUUGUAUGAGGAGAGUAAGAAACGUAGGAAGCCCAACUACAGCAGUGUGGACCUGUCUGAGGUGGAAUGGGAAGACAAGGACGACAUACUGCGUAAUGCCAUGGUAAACAGGAAGACUGGCACCUUCUCCAUGGAGGUAAAGAAGACUGUGGACAAAGGGAAGCGUGUGCUGGUACUGCACAAUGAUUACUAUUACACUGACAUCAAAGGAACCCCCUUCAGUCUAGGGGUAGCCCUGUCCAGAGGCCAUGGGAAAUACUUCUUUAGAGGAAACGUCACCGUAGAAGAAGGUCUUCAUGAUCUGGAGCACCCUGAUGUUCAGCUAGCAGAUGAAUGGACAUACUGUGACACAGAUGCGCACCCAGAGCAUCGGUACCUGUCUCAGAUAGAAGCCAUCAAACUCUACCUCAGUGGACGAGAACCACACCUUAAAUGUGAUAAGGAAUUGAUCCAGGAGGUUCUGUUUGAUGCUGUAGUAACGGCUCCUUUAGAGGCCUACUGGACCAGCCUGGUACUAAACAAGUCAGAGAACUCUGAUAAGGGCGUGGAAAUAGCCUACCUGGGCACACGCACUGGCCUCUCCAGAAUCAACUUGUUUGUGGUUCCGGACCAGCUGACCAAUCAAGAUUUCCUGACAGCUGAAGAUAAAGAAGGUGUGUUCAACGCGGAUCACUUUCCCCUGUGGUACAAGAGAGCGGCAGAACAGGUUCCUGGAACCUUUGUCUACUCUCUCCCCUUCAACACAGGGAAGGACAAUAAUACUGUAGUGUUGGCCAGCACUGCCAUUCAGCUACUGGACGAAAGAAAAUCACCCAUUGCUGCCGCUGUGGGGAUCCAGAUGAAGCUGGAGUUUUUCCAAAGGAAGUUCUGGACAGCCAGCCGACAGUGUGCAGCGUUGGAUGGGAGAUGUUCUAUAAGCUGUGAUAAUGAGAACAUCAACUGUUACUUGAUAGACAACAAUGGUUUCAUCCUGGUUGCAGAGGACUACUCUCUGACAGGGAUGUUCUUUGGAGAAGCAGAGGGGGCAGUGAUGAAUAAACUGCUCCUCAUGGGUUCCUUUAAGAGGGUUACUCUGUAUGAUUACCAGGCGAUCUGUAGGAUCUUUGCAGAAAGUAGUGACGGUUCCCGUGCACUACUGGACCCCUACUUUGCCAUCUUUGCCGCAGUGAAGUGGCUCCUUACAGAACUUGUCAUUUUUAUGCUGGAGUUUAAUCUGUACAGCUGGUGGUACUCUGACCUCACAGCCAAAGCCCAGAGGGGUGAUCGGACCAUGUUGGUGCCAUGUGAUACAGAGUACCCAGCCUUCGUCUCAGAGAGAACCAUUAAGGAGACCACUGGGAACAUCGACUGUGAGGGAUGCAUCAAAUCAUUUGUGAUCCAGCAGAUCCCCAGCAGUAAUCUCUUCAUGGUGGUGGUAGACAACAAGUGUGACUGUUCUGAGGCUGCUCCAAUCACCAUGGACCCCAUCGAGAUCAUGUAUAUCGAGUCUCUGAAGUGUGAACGACUGAAGUUCCAGAAGGACCGGAGACGACCUGACUCCUGCCACCCCUUCCACCCAGAGGAGAACUCUAUGGAGUGUGGAGGAGCUCUCAACCUCUCCCCAUCGCUAAUGGCAACACUGCUCUGCCUGCUGCUGGCGCUGUUUCCUAGGUGACCAGGGCUGACCACGCCCCCCAAUCCCAGGCUUGGCUGGGAUUGGCUCGGCUCGGCAUGCAAAUGAAUCCCUGACUACGCCACAGAUAGAAAUCACAAACCAACCCCUAGCCCUUCUAAUAGCCCUUCUCCUAGCCCUUCCCCUAGCCCUCCCCCUAGCCCUCCCCCUAGCCUUUCCCUAGCCCCCCCCCCCUAGCCCUUCCCCUAGCCUUUCCCCUAGCCUUUCCCCUAGC